This is a messenger RNA of Chinchilla lanigera (long-tailed chinchilla), 984 nucleotides long. Its product is annotated as translation initiation factor IF-2-like. NCBI's taxonomy places the organism in Eukaryota, Metazoa, Chordata, Mammalia, Rodentia, Chinchillidae. Bases 1 to 984 code for a protein of 327 amino acids. The transcript is spliced from 4 exons. The record is from RefSeq and is a predicted model, not a curated record.
AUGACCUUCCCCCUCCCUAAAGACAUCCUGGGAAUUUUCAGAAGUGUCGCCGGCGAGGGCGAGGGCUGGGGAAGGGACGGCUGCAGCGGCACAGUGCGCGCGCGCCAGGUCCCACCGCAGACGCCCCGGUCCGGCGCCGGCCGGAGAGGGUGGCAGGCUGGCAGCCGGGCGGCGGGGUCCCCGCGCCCCGAUUCCCGCCUCCCGCCAGCCCGGGCCGCACGCUUACUCACUCCGCUCUGCCUCUGCCGGACCUCCGCGGCCCCACGCCGCUGCGGGCAGAGGAUGCAGGUAUCAGCAACCGGCCGGCGACAUCGGGAAGGCCAGGCGAGGCGCGCAGACCCGCGGUUCCGAGUGCCCAGCGCUGGCGGGGACCCGCGCGGCGGCAGGCGCGAAGGCUCCGGCCAAUCGCGCGGCGGCACGGCCCGGGACCCCGCCCCUCGCGGGCUUGGCGCUCCGAGCCGCGCGUUUCUGCGGCCCCCGCCCAAUUGUUGCCGCCGCGCCCCCUCCCCCUUCCGGGUACCUGGAAACCUCGCGCCUGGAGCGAGUCCUGCAGCGGGCGCGGGCGCGGGCCGGCGUCGCGGGCGGCGGGAGCCGGGCUCUUUUGUUAUGCAGAGAAGACCGCCGGGGUCCCGAGACCGCGGGCCCCGCCCGGGAGGGAAGCAGAUGGAGUGUGGACAAACGAUCCGCGCACGCGGGCCGCCCCCGCCCCCUGCCCCGCGCGCGGAGAGGCGCUGCCCGGACUUGCAGGCGACGCCGCCCGGUGCGCCGGGCAGGCCUGGAGCCCAGCGAGGCUCCCUGAGCUUUUCACAAGUCCGGAGCUGGAAAAGGUUCUCGGUGAUGGCCGUAGACAAUGAACGCGAGGUAUGGGGAACACUCAUAGAUGGGUCUUUGAAAGACUUCAAAACAGUCUUGUUUCAGGCCACUGGCGAUCUCACUGGAACUGAAGAUGCACACAUAUUAAUACCAUUAAACUUCAAUGAAUAG